Molecule: messenger RNA, 1425 nt
Organism: Erythranthe guttata (spotted monkey flower)
Lineage: Eukaryota; Viridiplantae; Streptophyta; Magnoliopsida; Lamiales; Phrymaceae
Source: RefSeq, a predicted model, not a curated record
AUGUACGCGAUAUGUGUCACCACUUCGUCGGCAGAGAAAAUGUUUGAGAGUGCUCAUGUUAAAGAUGUUGUCUCGUGGAACGCCCUCAUCGGCUCAAUGGCAAAUAGUGUUCGACCAAUCAGAGCACUUGAUUUCUUCUUGAAAAUGUGUAGGACUGGAUUAUCACCUAAUGAAAGAACAUUCACUAACGAGUUCACCGCUUGUUCAAGGCUGCAACUUCUAUCGUGUGGAGAAUGCUUCCAUGCAAAUUUUAUUAAGAAACGAUACAAGUCUGAUGUGUACAGCGGCACCGUUUUGGUUAAUUUUUACUCGAAAUAUGAUAAACCGCAAGAAGCGCGUGUUUGUUUCGAUCGUAUAACUCAGAAAAAUACUGUUUCUUGGAAUUCAUUAAUGCUGGGGUAUUCGAGCAUGGGUUCUUCUUUUUCCGUAACGCUGCUUCAAGAAAUGAUUCAGUCAGGCUAUCACCCGAAUGAGCUGUCAUUUUCGAUCGUUAUUAAGUCGUCAUUAAAAACGGAGUUGCUACAUCUUCAUUCACUGACAAUCAAAAAUGGCUACCAUGAGAAUUGUUACGUGUCAAGUUCUCUUAUAAGCUCUUACGCAAGAAACGGUCUGGUGUCCGAAGCCUUGACUUUUGUCGGAUCUGCUCAGACAAAGUCUUCUGUUGUUUCAUCCAAUAUUAUUGCAUGGAUUUAUAACCGAACUGGACUGUACGAAAAAGCACAAGAAUUCUAUGCCGAUAUUGAGAAUCCUGACGCGGAAGUUCUCUUCAGUCAUAUUCUCAAGACUUAUUAUGAGUUACGCGAUACGUUUGUUUCCAGCACUAUGAUCGACAUGUACGGGAAAUGUGGAAGCAUUGAGAGUUCGAUUAAAAUAUUUUACGAGACGACAAGAAAGAACAUUAUUUCUUGGACUGCUCUUAUCUCGACCCUUGGACUACAUGGCUAUGCAAAUGAAGUGAUGGAAAGAUUUGGAGAGAUGGUGAAAAUGGGUAUCGAGCCCGAUAAGCUUGCCUUUUUAAGUGUUCUCUCGGCUUGUAGACAUGGUGGAUUGGUUAAACAGGGGACGAAUUUGUAUAGAGAAAUGAAAGUGAAGUACGGAGUUGAACCGGAUAUUGACCAUUAUGUCCUUGUUGUCGAUUUGUUGACGAGAUACGGACAUAUAAAAGAAGCGGAGCAAGUCAUUUUGGGAAUGCCUAUUGCACCGAAUGCACUGAUAUGGCGUGGUUUUGUUGACGGCUCAAUCGUGGCAUUCGAACUCAGAAUCGCUAUCAAAAUCAUCAUCAUCUUUAUGGCUUUUGUUAAGAUCUGCAAUGACGGCGACGGAGACGGCAACGGCAACGACGACGACGACUUCAACGGAAUUGGCAUCGUCGUUCUGGAGGUGAGGUCGGUGGUUGGUUCUUCAUCUUCCGAUAAGAGAGAAUGA